AUGCUUGGAUACUCUGUCGAGGUGUCCUGGGUCCCCAGAGGGCGGCACGGGGGCGGAAAUCUGCUUUGGGACGUCGGGAGAGGAGGCGGGCACCGGGAGGCGCAGGGUCCAAAUCUGAGAUGUACCAAUCGACCCAUCACUGUGUCCGUCAUGAUCCCUCAGGAAAUUCUCGACCUAAUCAUCGACCAGCUGGGACAUAACCUGGAUGACGGGGAUAGUCACCGGUCACUCCUAGCAUGCUCUCUCACGAAUCGAGCCAUUAAUCACCGCUGCCGAAAGUACUUGUUUUCAACCAUUGCCGCUCCAAUAGAACCUUCAGCAACUGUCCAUCGACCGCGGGUCCUGCUUCUAACAAAGAUCCUGAAGAACAAUCCCCGCCUCACAGACUACGUCCGCCAUCUGCGUAUCCUCCAGCGGGUUACAAGAAAGGCCGUUCAGGAGGACUUUACGCAACAUUUUCCAACCGUCGUAAGCAUCCUCCUGAGAGACGGAUGCAGGCUGGAGACGCUCACGAUGCCGUAUGUCCACUCUUCAUCGAGCUCGAUAUCGGCGAUGUACAGCAAUAUGAUCUUGACGGUCCAGCACGCAAUAUUCGACAUGCUCCGUGGGUCGACUAUCAGCACAAUCAAGCUCUCCAACCUCACCUCCGUUCCCCCUUCCAUUCUCUUCCAAAGUCCCCACCUAAAACAUCUAGAAUUGAACGAAGUCAUAUUCCUCCCGUGUCCAGAACUAGCUGACCCCCCAGGAUCGGAAAACGUGCUGAAGUUGGAAACGCUGAUAAUUCACCGAUUCCUCUCCAAUUUCUUGUCGAUAUUCACUACCACCAUGGAGGGUGGAUUGAAGCACCUCGAUUGUCGUAUUGCUGGUUUAUCGGAUGCGAAAGGGUUCGAGAGUGUUCUUGCGCAUUCAAGGUCUUCGCUUGAAGAACUGAGCUUCUCUACUGCCAGCAAUGCAAUCUCUCUAUCACAAUGCUUCAGUUCAGCUCUAAACCUUGAUCAUUAUCCUUCCUUGCGAAAGUUGUCGAUUGGCCUCGCCCUUAUCGAUCACGCCCGAUAUGCCGCGAGGGAAGAUUCAUUGCUGCUCGUUCGGCCCUCUAAACCGGCACCGUUGCAAUCCCUGGUUCUUUCAAUUGAGCCAUUGAUGUCCCUCUAA
This is a messenger RNA of Cyclocybe aegerita, 1152 nucleotides long. The record is from the annotation of a GenBank genome assembly. Lineage: Eukaryota; Fungi; Basidiomycota; Agaricomycetes; Agaricales; Hemipholiotaceae.